AUGGAGCCCAAGACUAUCCGCAUCACCUUGAGAGAGCUCGAACAACCCAUCUUCGAAGCUGUUUGUGCAGAAGCAAAAUACUCGGAAACCCGCGCUAUGUGCCAGAACAUCAUCGCAGAUCUGAGAUGUCUCCAGAAGGUCUACGUCUUCGAACCAAAGCACUUCGACCGUGACACCAUCCGUGAACAUCUCAAGGAGAUCCUGGUCGAUUUUCGCUUGCUCAAGGACGACGUCUCACGCUUCGCCUCCAACGCCGAGUAUGAAGAAUUUCUGACGACCAUGUACACUUUGACUGCAGACAUGAUGCAGAUCAUUCGCGCCAUCAAGCACAGAGAUCAGCUGCGUCAGAAAGUGCAGCAAGAGACCAUCAAGGACAUGUCCCAGCAGUCAUACCGUUACCCGUUCCCUCACUUGCCACCAUGGACCCGAUUCCUCGCUCACGGCUCGCCCUCGAUUCCUUCUGCCCGCUUCAUGGCUCCAUUCGAGGCACGUCCUCCUUCGGACAUCAGCUUCCCUGAUCAUCGCCGCAUUGUCCGUACCUCGUCGCAAACCCUCCCUCAAGCAGCCACUGGCAUUCUGGCAACCUGGGCUCUUGAAUUCCAACAAGCAAACGACUUCUAUCACCAGCGUUACCCGCAUGAGAGGGAGUUCGCAGGACCUCUGCAUCAGAAACUUAUACCUUUUCGCCCGAUGAUGCUUACCUCGACCGGUCUGAAGACCGAAGCGAUUCGUUUGCACAACCUGGGAAACCAACCAUAUGCACAGGCAGUCGAGCGGUUCAACGGACAGGGUCCUGAAGAGAGAGCCACUCUGGGUAGAUUCUUGGGAAAGUUGGAGAGAAGGAACGUCGUGACUCCUCUUGUCGCAAACAGAUGCUACGUAGUCCGCCGUUGGAUCCUUGAGAAGAUGGAGUAUUGA
This is a messenger RNA of Aureobasidium pullulans EXF-150, 918 nucleotides long. RefSeq lists its product as uncharacterized. The transcript is spliced from 6 exons. The record is from RefSeq and is a predicted model, not a curated record. Lineage: Eukaryota; Fungi; Ascomycota; Dothideomycetes; Dothideales; Saccotheciaceae. Bases 1 to 918 code for a protein of 305 amino acids.